CUGGCAACCGCGCAACCAUUCCUGGUGAAGUUCCAUGGCGACUGCCCCAGCACAGACGUUGCCGGCUGUGCCAGUGACAACUAGCAGCACUGGACCUACAGCAGUGACUACUACGGCACCAGUCGUUUCUACAGCACCAGUGACGACUACAGUCCCCAGCACGGCAUAUCAGGUUUGGCAGGGACUGCAAGGAGCAGUCCUGUGCGAUGCCGACCGAUUGUGCGGGCCCAACCGAGCCUAUGUUAGGUCACCUGCGAAUGUUGCCACUCCGACGAUUGUGUCCACAUCGCCCACAGCUGCCUUCGUCAGUGGAGGACCUGUUUCCACGUCGCUGCAAGCCCCUCCCUUCAUGCAGAGUAUUGGAAGUCAGGCACAGCCAAUUAUGACACUGCCACAAGCACAGCCAAUGCCUGCUGCUCCAGCUGUGACAUCAUCCUCGGGAGUUUUUGUGCCUUCUCCUGUUCCUGGAGCUGGUUCGCCUGUCAUCACCUCCGUUCAGCCCGGCUCUGGGUUUGUGCCAUCUCCAUCUGGCAAUGCGAGCUUCGUGGUGACUAGUAUGAGUGGUGCAUCACCCGUGGCUGUCGCGCCCGGGACUGCAGCAGUGCCCAUGCAAUCUCCGCCAGCGUUCCAAAACAUUCCCGCAGGUGCAGAUCCUCCCUUCCCUGCCAAGCCAGCAGCCAAAGCCAAGGAGGAGAAGCCCAAACGAUCCAAAAAAAAGAAGGCCAAAUGCUGCGGCUGCUUCUGAGAGGAUUGGUGAAAUGGAAGAAGCCCAUGAUGGACAUAAUCAGGCAAUCUGGGCUUCCCGUUCUUAGGCCAGCUGCAGUGUGCAGCCGUGAUCCUUUUGCACCAAUGAUUGAAGAACAGACGUAGCAAGACAGAUUUGAAGAGCAGCUUGCUAUGCCACGCUAUCUAAAGGAAGAGCAGCUAGAAAC
Cladocopium goreaui is the source of this 932-nucleotide messenger RNA. Lineage: Eukaryota; Dinophyceae; Suessiales; Symbiodiniaceae. The record is from the annotation of a GenBank genome assembly.